UAAUUCCUCCCAGUGAUGCCAGCACAAAGCUUGCACUUCUUUCUCUCUUACUGUAUUUCCCUUCAGGUGAUAUUUUUUGCCCAUAAAAGUUAGAUUUCUUUGCUUGCCCUUUUGAAUGCUCUGCUGGAAUUGGUCCACGAGUGCUUGUUAUGGACACAAUAGAACUGUAAUUAACCGAUUUGUUCCACGCAGCCUGAAAUGAUAUAUAUACCCUCAUCCUAACUGCCAGUGCCAUUCAGUUUCCUUUUUAACUCCUUUCAAGGUUUCUGUUUCCUACUUUUAUCUGGAUUCUUAAAGUUGCAGCGUUCUCCAAAAUCGGAUUGGCCCAUGGGAAGACUACAAUGUGUAUAUCUAUCUCCUGCCAUAAUGGACUUUAAUUGAUAAUCCCGUUUUAUUUGCUUCCAGAGACAGUAAUGUACCUGACAAAUAUCUUCUGCAAUAAGGAGCCAGCUGACGGCACCAGCAAGCCGAGCAAAAUGGAUAUCAGCCGACUGGAGGAGCAGUAUCACUGUAUUAAGCAGAAGCAGAAGCAGCAGACCCACAUCAUUGUGUUUAAAGCAGGUGAAAGUGAACUAAUUUCGGGGGAACCCGUGCUAAACACAGUUGCGGUCAAUGAAGUGGUCAGAAAACAAAAGUCCUUUGAGGAGCAGACCCCAGUGAAAGACGUAAUGCUGGAAGUGCCGGAUAAGAGUUACCUGAAAGAGAGCGACGGCUCAUGGCAUGCACACAUCAACAUUCACCGCAUGGGGCAGCUGGACUGCCAGUUUGGGAUAGAAAACGGCAGAGCUGUGAAUGCCAUUAAAUUUGAAAAUAAAAGACCGCCAUUUAAUCGUAUGGUGAGCUGUGACACGGUGGCCAAUAAUCAUAAAGAGCACCGCUCCCUGGAGAGAGACGGUCGUAGCUCUUCUGUGGACAGUCCACAUGGCAGCUCUUACAACAAACUGCAACACACAAUCCCAGCAUCCUGGGCAAGCUUAAAGCUUUCUUCUCCCUCUGAUAAAAUUACCUACUAUCCAUUCCCCCAGAAGAAACACCCACGGAUAUCGGAAACAGCCAGAAAGCUUGGCUUAUAUGUAACGCAUUAAAGCUAAUAUUUGCACUGGCAACCAGAAGGUUAAUGUGACCUACGUGCCUGCCCCACCUUUUCAUUGGGCAUAAAGAAAUGACUUUGUUUUAAAGGGGAAUUAAAGUAUAAAA
Xenopus laevis (African clawed frog) is the source of this 1197-nucleotide messenger RNA. RefSeq lists its product as uncharacterized. The coding region runs from base 414 to 1085 and encodes 223 amino acids. The transcript has 3 exons. The record is from RefSeq and is a predicted model, not a curated record. NCBI's taxonomy places the organism in Eukaryota, Metazoa, Chordata, Amphibia, Anura, Pipidae.